AAAUAUGGCGUUCAAAAUAGAGACUUCAAAUCAGGAUACAACUUUUUGGUAUGAAUUCAUCGAACUUUACCGCAAUCUCCCCAUACUGUGGUCAGACGCACAUGAAAACAAACCAAAACAUCUUCGUGAUCGUGCGCUUAAUAUACUGCUACGAAAAUAUCGAGAAACAGAUGCCGCAGCAGGGGUUAGGGAAAUUAAACAACUUUUAAAAGAUCUUCGCUUAGCUUACCGAACCGAACUGAAGCUAGCUUUGGAGCACACAUAUGCCACUGGCAAUAGUUUGAGCAACUACCGAUCGGCUCUGUGGUACUUUGAAGCGUUAAGUUUUUUGGAAUCGAAAGAACUGCGCACUUUAAAAUUGCAUUCCGGUUUGACUGGAGACAAUUCUGGCAUCGUAAUAGAUACAUCUUUUAGCACCAUUGAUGAUAGUUUUUCGUGUAUCAAUAAUUAUGAUGAUGAGAUCGUUCUUUAUUGCAAGUCGCUCGUACCCGCGCUGAAACGUUUACCGCCCCAGCAGUUGAUGUACGCAAAAUAUCACAUCGACAAUGUUGUGAAAUGGGGCCGCAUUGGUAUCCUAACCAAUGACCGGCCGCACAUUGAUGCGGAUGGAUCUAAAAAAUCGUCUGGUGCUGUAAAUGUUGAAAACUGUAUCGAGGUGUUGACAACACAAAACUAUAUUGCAGUUCCCCCGAAACGCCUCAAAGUUGAUCAACACAACAGCGAUGAUGCUAACCAUGCUACCACUUCCUUGGCUUAUGAUAUGUGCAAACACAUAUCAAUGCCGUCUGAAGAGUGUUUAGUUGUGGUAGAUGUGUCAGAAAAUGAUAUCGAACAAUUUAAACUAGCUUCCGUCGACAAUGAAUUCGAUAAUCUAUCUUUCGAAACCAGCUCUCCGACGUAUGCUCGACCUGAUGGGACUUCGGAUUCGGAUAGGAUCAUACAUUUGGAAAUCUCUCAUUCGGACUUGGAAGAUGGUGCAGAUCCACACGAAACGGCAGAUCCACACGAGACGACAUUGAAAAAUGCGGAACCAGUGCUGGAACUAACUCUUCGCAGACAGUGUACGAUGCAAUUUUCACACUACAUACGAAACGUUGUGCCAAAAUACAGUGACGAAGAGUUUUUACGACAAUUUCGAAUUGGACGUAAAGCUGUCCAGAUGAUCUGCAACCAUUUAGAAACAACUUCGGCGUACAAGAAAUUAAGAGGACAUGGCGGGUACGAAGCUAUUAGUCCGCAAACGCACGUAUUAUCGUUUCUGUGGUUUCUUGGGCACGAUAAAACGUCCUAUCGGGAUGUAGCAUCUCAGUUUAAUCUAUCCGUAAGCUGUUUGCAUAGUGUUAUCUGCAGAGUAGCGGAUGCUAUUUUGAGUAUGAAACACAUCCUGAUGAUAUCACUGUCUGAAGCGAGGAAAACAGCAUCGGACAUUGCGUUUUCCAAGAAAUGUAAUUUUUCUGGCGUAAUUGGAUGCGUUGGUGGAACACAAAUCAAGAUUGAUAAACCGAGAGAAAAUCCAGAAAGGUAUCUACUUACAAAGGGGCACUAUUCCAUUCAGCUGCAAGCAAUUAUUGAUGAAAACUUACGUUUCGUUGAUGUUUUCGUGGAAUAUCCCGAUGAGCCGGAACUGCUGGAAACGGUCAAACGCAUAUGUGGCAAUAGGUAUUGCUUGCUUGGCAACGCUUCAUAUCCCUGCAUGAACCAGUUGUUGGUGCCCUACCCCGUCGACGAAGUGUUGCUUACCCAAGCGCAGAAAACUUACAACGACCACCUGCAGACGGUCACUAGUCAAUGUAACCAAAUAUUCGCCCAUCUCAAGACACGUUUCCGCCGCCUGCAUCACCUCAAGGGACGACAUCUAUCUCGGAUGGUGGACUUGAUCAAAGUGUGCUGCAUACUGCACAACCUGGCUUCGGUAGCAGAGUUGAAACAGCUGGAAGGGGAUGUGAACCAACUUCCUCCCGAGCCUAUCUUUACUUACAUCUCCGAAACCCGAGCUCAUGAAGACAUUGUGCAUGGUCAGCAGAAGAGAGAUAAAAUUUGUGCUAAAUAUCAAUAAACCGUUUGUAAAGAAUCGUUAUACUACUACUUCACGGAAUG
Molecule: messenger RNA, 2097 nt
Organism: Anopheles merus
Lineage: Eukaryota; Metazoa; Arthropoda; Insecta; Diptera; Culicidae
Exons: 6
Coding region: 5-2056 (683 amino acids)
Molecular function (GO): DNA binding
Source: RefSeq, a predicted model, not a curated record